AGCCCUUUUCUCCUUUAUUUUUCUUUACGUUUAAUCAUGACUCAUUUCAAGAGUUCAUUCUGGUCUCAAAAACAGCCAGAAUCAACACUCCCCGACUUUCAGACCGGGUUCAGCGUGCUUCAUCAAAAACUAACCCAGAGUAAAAUUGAAAACGAGGAACUAGUCUCUUUCUUUAAAGAUCGUAUUGCGCUUGAGGAAAGUUAUGCAACUAAGCUGAUAGACCAGUCCAAGGUCAGUUAUAAGUCAACAGGGUUUGGUCGAGAUGAGGGAGCUACAUUAAAAGUAUGCUUUGGAAAGCUCAAGGAAAGUACGGGUAAUAUUGGGCAGAAGCAUCGAGAGACAGCAACAGUCCUUGGUACUCAAGUGUUGAAGCCACUUCAAGAGUUUCAUGAGGAUUACAAGAGGAACGUAGCACACUCAAAGCAGGCAAUGGAAAGCAUGUUUAAGCAGUUUGAUGGGCUCGUAAAGGAGACGGAAAGAGCAAGAUAUACGUAUCAUAAAAAAUGUCGAGAAAAGGAGAUGGCUGUCAAAUUACCCGAGAGUCCCGGUCAAAUGAACGAACUAGUGCUAUCAGCAACAUCAAUUCAAUUGGGAAAUAAGAUCAUGACACCGACUGAACUAAACGAGUUAGUAUGUCGCAUGAAGAAGGAUAUUACGAUGCGUGACUAUAAAGUGCCUAUCCUCGGAACUUAUAAAAACACAUCAACAGGAGAAGAUAUCUCUAUUUGGUUACAGCACAAUCUACCUCAAUGCAAAGAUUCACCCGCUAUGGCAGAUGUGGUCGGACAACAGUUAAUUCAGCCUUACAAUGUACUUCGACUUGUAGGACAAAGAGGAAGCAAGUUUACUGCAUCUGCUUCAUGCUAUUAUCAAUGGCGUUCAAUGACUGAAGAAGAUAACACGGAUGAGGUGGAAAAGGCAGAUGAAAUUUACAGAGCCUACGUGAAAAAAUUGGAUCAGAUGCGCAUGGCCAUUGAGGAAGCCAUGUUUGCUCACUUCAACGAAAUGGAGCAAUUAGAAUUGAAACGCAUAAACCAAAUAAAGGAGAGAAUAGCAUCGUUCAUUGACUGCUUAUCAACUUCUCAACAACAGCAAGAACUAGAAAAUAUGAAGGCAUUUCAAGAAUCUCUCAAGCCAGAUCAAGAUAUACAAUACAUUAUACAACAGUAUACUGUAUCUGGAUUUUCUCCAAAGGCGAUUCUAUAUAAUAGCUACUACCAUGACCUUGGCCAAGAUCAAGUGUUUGGUAUACCCCUGGAAGAACUUGGUAAAGAAUCUGAAGAUAAGGUACCACGCUUUAUUAAAAUUCUACUGGAGGUGAUUCAGAAUGGGAUAGAAAAAGCGGAAGAUAAGGAUAAGGUUUGGUCUACACCUUGUCCACUAGAUCAAGUACAUGCCGCUUGUUUGGAAAUCAACGGUCCUCAAGAUGAUCUGACGGUGGAAAGAUUAGAAAAGCAUGAGCCUGCACUGUUGGUUGCUGUACUUCGAUACUACUUCCUUGAGCUACCAGAUUGUUUAAUGACCUUUGAGAUGUACGAUCCUAUCAGCACAAUCUUAACAGGAAAUAAAGAAUCAAGGCUGGCCUCACUUAGUAACCUAAUCUCCACGCUUCCUGGCACGCACUUUUUUACUCUGAAAGCAGUAAUGGAUCAUCUCGUGAAGUACAAGCAAACUGUAUCCCCUACCGUGGUAGAUACUAUCUGUCAGUCCUUGGGACCCACCAUACUUCGCGCCAAGACUGAAUCAUAUACAACCCUCCAUAGCAAUAUACCUUUUGAUUUUAUGCAUACACUAUUUGACCAUCACUCAGAUCUGUUUUCAGAGUUAACAUUGAAACUACAUGCAGAAAGCGAGAAAAGAAGGCUAGCCAAGCCGAUCAUCAUGCCUAAUGAGGCCAAAGAAGAAAACAAAAAGACCUUCAUGUCACUUAUCACGCCUAUCGUGGAUGAAAGCAAGUGGAGCUCUGUGAUGGGCGUGUUUCAAAGAAACCCAUCGAUGUCAUCACCGACAGUAACUGAGCCCAAAUCAACCAUUUCACUCUCGUUUGGUUCUACUACCAUCACACAAUCACCGCCACAGUCUCCUAAGGUGGUUAUGUUUGAUGGUGGGGACAUCUUUGACGAUAAGGCGGAUGCUUCAUUUUUUGAUGAUGAUGAAGAUACAUAAUGGAGUUUUAAUUCUUCUUAUGGUGCAAUUGACGAUAGCACCAUCUGAUUGGAUGAUCUAAUAUUCCCUCCUCCCUCCUCUCCAUUUCUUAUUGUGUAUGAUUGUCUAAAAAAAGAAAAUAAAUAGUAACAUGUUAAUAAUAGUACUACCAUGUAUCAUUGAUGAAUGUCAACAUAUUAAAG
Messenger RNA from Rhizopus microsporus ATCC 52813, 2348 nucleotides. RefSeq lists its product as uncharacterized. Bases 37 to 2166 code for a protein of 709 amino acids. Gene Ontology annotation, cellular component: division septum; cell division site; cytoplasm. The transcript is spliced from 3 exons. Gene Ontology annotation, biological process: small GTPase-mediated signal transduction; cytoskeleton organization. Lineage: Eukaryota; Fungi; Mucoromycota; Mucoromycetes; Mucorales; Rhizopodaceae. The record is from RefSeq and is a predicted model, not a curated record. Gene Ontology annotation, molecular function: GTPase activator activity.